AUGGCCGAGCCUAGUAUACCAUUCGACGGCCCCCGCAGCAGAGCGCCUACGUUUCCACGGCAGCCAGAGGAGCUGCAUAUGCCCUCAGCGAACGCCUCUUCGAAGCCGCAAAAUGAGCAGCAGCAGCAGCAGCAGCAGCACAGCUCGAUUCCGCCGCUGUUGAGCAUCCAGCAGCAGCCGGGUUCCCAGCAGCAGCAGCAGCAGCAGCACCAGAAUAAUGCGCUCCCGGGAGCCCUACAGCCUGGUCCUGCAAGCCGCCAGGGACAGCCAUCCACGACACAUCACAAUAGUAGCAACAACAUACACAACUCGUCUUCCUCGUCUGGGGUUCCCUCGCAGCUAGCGGUGCCUAUGACGCCGUCGAAACAGUCGUCUAUGAGCCAGCUGCAGUCCUAUCCCUCCAGCCCAGGAGUAGAUCAGCAGCGAUACCAGCAUCACCAGCAGCAGCAGCAGCAACAGCAGCAGCAGUCCAGCAUGAUGUCCCCGUCUGGACAGUCGUCGUCGACGCCGUACUCGCCGCUCGGGCUGGCAGAUAUACGCCCUCACAUGGAUCUGGGCCGGAUAGACGACUCGGCCGGCUCGUCCACCGUCCACAACGGGGACAUGCACACGCCCAAGAACAGCAGCUACCUCGCUCCGUGGGCGUUGUAUGCGCUCGACUGGUGCAAGUGGCCCGCGGCGCCAAACACCAAUUCGGCGGGGAAGAUUGCUCUCGGAAGUUAUCUAGAAGACACCCACAACUACAUCCAAAUACUUCACGCGCAGACGGCUGAGCGGGACUACAACGAUCCCGACAACGACCCGGGGCUGGAGUUUGUGAAGACCGCAGAGGCAACACACUCGUACCCGGUUACCCGCAUCCUCUGGGAGCCGCCAUCAUCGCAGAAACAGUCGACGGACCUGCUGGCCACCUCGGGCGACCAUCUCCGGCUCUGGUCGCUGCCCUCGAACCCCAGCCAGCCACAAUACUACGGCAGCAACUCGAUCAACCGGAUGAGCGCGAGCAACAAGAACCCUCCGCCGCUGCAGAAGCUCUCCCCGCUUGCUCUCCUCUCCAACUCCAAGACCCCCGAACACACUGCGCCCAUAACGUCGCUAGACUGGAACGCUGUCUCCCCCAGUUUGAUCAUCACCUCGAGUAUAGACACCACCUGUACGAUAUGGGACAUACCCACUCUCACGGCAAAGACGCAGCUCAUUGCCCACGACAAGGAGGUGUACGACGUCCGGUUCUGUGCAAACAGCGUGGAUGUCUUUGUUAGCUGCGGUGCAGACGGCAGCGUGAGAAUGUUUGAUCUCAGAAGCCUAGAGCACAGCACCAUCAUCUACGAACCAUCGGAGAAACACGAUAAGGGGAGUCCCGGAGACCUCUCGCCAGGCCAAUCUUCCGUAUGGCCACCACCACUCCAACGCAUUGCAGCGUCACCACAUGAUGCCCACCUGCUGGCAACGUUUGCCCAGGACUCAAACAUCAUCCGGGUGCUGGACGUCCGCCAGCCGGGCCAGGCACUGCUUGAACUCAAGGGCCACGCUGCGCCCGUAAACUGUCUCGAAUGGUCUCCGUCCCGUCGAGGCACAAUCGCUACGGGAGCAGACGACUCGCUGGUCCUGAUCUGGGACCUCAUCAACCAGAACAACGCUGCCGCCCUGCCACUGCCUCCCCAGCAGCCACAGGGCCUUCACUCCGGCGGCAAUGGCAACAGCAGCAAUUCUACGACGACCUCAGGCAGCGGCAGCGGCAGCGGCCCCUCAACCCUCGAACGAGGCCCUGCAGCCGCCUGGCGCUGCGACUAUGAAGUGUCGAACAUCAGCUGGGCGCCUCACAUCCCUGCCACCGGCCCGGGCAGAGACUGGGUUGGUGUCUGCGGCGGGAGAGGGCUCUGGGGAGUCUCUAUAUGAGCCUUCUUCGUCUCUUCUCUUCAUUUCUCCCUAUCUCUUUCACUCUGGCAUCCUUUUACCACUUUUCUUCUACCUGAUCUACACCUACUUUUGGCCAUGGUACGGGUGCUCCGUCUACCUGUGACGGUAUUAUAUGCUUUGGAAGUGUGGAAUCAAAAGAAAUCAAAAAGAAACACACGGGGCAGGAUGGCUUCGAUGUCUGUAUCUAUGUCUAACUAUCAACUAUGAAUCUUCUUCUCUUCUUCGACUGGGGGGUUUCAGGGGCAUGAUGCUGGGGAAGGAGGGCUGCUUCAAGAUUGAUACUGUGCUAUAUACUCCCUUAUACCGGGUCAAUAAUAUAUCUCCUUUCGUCUAGUCUUCGUAUCUACGUCUCUUCUAUCCCGUCUAUCUACAUCGCUAUCCAAUCUAUGCCAAUAUCUAUAUCUGGAG
Molecule: messenger RNA, 2328 nt
Organism: Trichophyton rubrum CBS 118892
Lineage: Eukaryota; Fungi; Ascomycota; Eurotiomycetes; Onygenales; Arthrodermataceae
Exons: 4
Coding region: 1-1899 (632 amino acids)
Cellular component (GO): nucleus
Molecular function (GO): protein binding
Source: RefSeq, a predicted model, not a curated record